Messenger RNA from Asparagus officinalis (garden asparagus), 1843 nucleotides. RefSeq lists its product as uncharacterized. The transcript has 2 exons. NCBI's taxonomy places the organism in Eukaryota, Viridiplantae, Streptophyta, Magnoliopsida, Asparagales, Asparagaceae. The record is from RefSeq and is a predicted model, not a curated record. The coding region runs from base 1 to 1383 and encodes 460 amino acids.
AUGGAGCAGCGAUUAAAAGCGAUUGAAGAUCGCCUGUCGCAGCAAACAACAUAUCAGCAGGCUCUAGAGGAAGAACGGAGGCGUCGGGAGCAGAUCGUAUUGGAGUUCACACAAUUCAUGUCGACUCUACCUCAGGAGGCUCAGGAGGCAUAUAGGAGACAUUUUCUGUCGUCACAGAAUAUCAGGGCCCUCUCUCCCACCGACUUCAUCCGAUCACGUGCCGUCUGCAGGUCAUGGUUCGUCGCUGCCACCAACGAAACGCGGCGCAAUAAACCCUGUACCCCGCUCCUCCUGCUCGCUGGCGACGCAAUUGAUGAGAACAGCGAGUACCGAACCAUCUUCAGCCUUUCAGACGACAAGACCUACCGUUUCCAUCUCCCUCAGAUCCGCGACCGUCGUUGCGUCGGCUCCGCUGACUCCUGGCUCGUCACGGUCGACGAUGUAGCUGAGCUCCACCUCUUCAACCCCUUCACAGGGGCCGAACAUGAUCUCCCUUCCAUCACCACCCUCUCCGUAAUCCAAGGCGUCGAGAGGGACGCUGCCGGCGGCGUCACUGGUUACAUCAUCCAUGCCAUGCCGAGAGACGCCGAAUCAUGGUUGUUCCACGACCUGGAAUACAUGCUGAAGUACUUCCACACCAGGGCAGUAGUCUUUGCUGCUUCCGACGAUCCUUCCUCCAUAACGGUCUUCAUCGUAUACAGCGACUAUAGAGAUCUGGCGUUCGCGAGGUUCGGGGACGACCGCUGGACUGAACUCAACGCUAUCUGCCCUUAUAGCUUCUUCACCGACGUCGCACUUCACAAGGGGCAGUAUUACGGCGUGGUCAGCGGAGCCGGACACUGCGUCGCGUUCGACAUCUCGUCUUCACCUCCAAGGAUGACGUUCGUGGGGCCUCCCAACCACGGAGGCACUGUGCAGAGAUUUUAUUUGGUGGAGUCUUUGGACGGCGAUCUGUUGCAGAUCUGGAGGCAUGAAUCUUGGGUGACUCCUGACGGGGAUUACGACGGAGAACUGUCCUCCGGCCGCGUCCGAGAGACGCAAGGGUUCACAGUGUUUAGGCUCGAUCCGAAGGGGAGGGCGAUGGUCAGAUUGGAAAGACUGGAAGAGGGCACUGCCCUGUUUCUGGGGGAUAAUCGUUCGACGCUGCUCAAGACGAGGGAGCUGCCCGAGCUGAAAGAGAAUUGUAUUUAUUUUACCGACGGAGAGAGCGAGCAAUACAUUAGCCAUCGUCGCAUGAGGCGCGACGUCGGAGUCUUCAACAUGAAGGACGGGGCUGUUCAGCCUUUGUACCCUCGCGACUCGCCCACAAAUCGCUUAGCUUGGCCGCCUCCGGUGUGGUUGACCACCUGCAGCAGUUCUUUAUUUCUUCCUUCUUACCGUUAGCGAUCAUUGAAAUCACGACACGUUUCUUAUUUAUUUACAUUGUUUUGUUGCUUUUUCUCGAACCUUAGCAUUACAAUUUUAAAACUUUAGGUACCCUUUGGUAAAGGGUUAAGAAAGAGGGAUUAAGGAGAAGGGUUAACUUAGUUAAUCCAUUUAGAAGGGUUAAAAAUAUUCUAAUUCCGUUUGGAUUCGCUAGUUAAGACAAGGGGUUAAGACUUUUGUGUUUGGCAAAUAAAGAAGGGAUAAGGAGAUUAAUCUCAUUAAUUUUUUUAAAAAUACCACUUUCGCCCUUACUGAAAAUUUAUAACUAAUUGCCUCAUUAAUAUCUUUUUCGCGUUGUUUAUCUUCUGAUCAAUAAUAUGUAAUUCAGUUGAGACACGUGGGAUAAUUUUUUUUUCGAAAUAGCGCUAAAAUGACAAUUUGGUAUUAUUAAAUAAAUGAUUGUUCAAAAGGUAAAUUA